AUGGCAGGAGGAUCAAUUGGGACAAAAGGGGUUGCAAAAGAAAGAGCAAAGGAAUAUCAAGGAAAAGUCACUUCAUAUGUUAUCAUUGCUUGCAUUGUUGCUGCUGUUGGUGGCUCCUUGUUUGGUUAUGACAUUGGUAUUUCAGGAGGUGUAACAUCCAUGGAUGGGUUUUUACAGCAUUUCUUUCGUGGAGUAUAUGAGAAGAAAAAACAUGCUCAUGAAAACAACUAUUGCAAAUUCGACAACCAAGGCCUUGCUGCUUUUACUUCUUCUCUCUACCUUGCUGGCUUAGUUGCUUCUCUGGUUGCGUCCCCAAUUACUCAGAACUUUGGCCGUCGAAUUACCAUUAUCUGCGGUGGAAUUUUCUUUCUUAUUGGGGCUGCUCUUAAUGCUUCUGCAAAGAACCUUGCCAUGCUUCUCUUGGGUCGCAUCAUGCUUGGUUUUGGCAUCGGAUUUGGAAAUCAGGCAGUGCCUCUCUAUCUUUCUGAAAUGGCGCCAACGCAUAUACGAGGCGGUGUGAACAUGAUGUUUCAACUAGCGACAACACUAGGGAUCUUCACAGCAAACAUGAUCAACUAUGGAACAUCAAAACUGGAACCUUGGGGCUGGAGGCUCUCACUCGGCCUAGCAGCUGUUCCAGCAACUUUGAUGACCAUCGGAGGAGUACUUGUCCCUGAGACACCCAACAGUUUGAUUGAGCGAGGAUGGAAUGACAAAGGCCGCAAUGUCUUGGAAAGGAUCAGAGGGACAGAAAAUGUGUCUGCAGAGUUUCAGGACAUGGUUGAGGCAAGUGAAUUUGCUAAAUCAAUCAAGCACCCAUUCAGAAACAUCCUUAAGCGCAGGAACAGGCCACAACUGAUCAUGGCCAUCUUCAUGCCUACGUUUCAGAUUCUGACAGGAAUAAAUUCAAUUCUAUUUUACGCUCCUGUCCUUUUUCAGAGUAUGGGUUUUGGUGCAAAUGCCUCUCUCUACUCCUCUGCCCUCACUGGAGCUGUGCUUGCUUCCUCGACAUUGAUUUCAAUUGCAACUGUUGACCGAUUAGGAAGACGGGCUCUGCUUAUCAGUGGCGGAAUUCAGAUGAUCACUUGUCAGGUGAUUGUGGCAAUAAUAUUGGGGAUAAAAUUAGGAACAGUAGGGGAGCUAUCAAAGGGUUACUCUGUCAUAGUGGUGAUUGUGAUAUGCCUAUUUGUAUUAGCCUUUGGGUGGUCUUGGGGACCCCUAGGAUGGACAGUCCCCAGUGAGAUAUUCCCACUGGAAACGCGGUCAGCAGGGCAGAGUAUAACAGUGGCAAUCAAUCUUCUCUUCACAUUCAUAAUCGCUCAAUCUUUUCUCGCACUACUGUGUCACCUUAAGUACGGAAUAUUCUUGUUCUUUGCUGGGUGGAUCACCGUCAUGACCAUCUUUGUGUACUUGUUCUUGCCAGAGACGAAGGGUGUCCCCAUUGAGGAGAUGAUCCUGUUGUGGAGGAAGCAUUGGUUCUGGAAGAGAAUAAUGCCCCAAGAACCUGAAAUCAACGGUAGCACAAAUGCAACCGGUGUUGCAAGAUCUUCCAAUGUUGCUGUCACUGUGGGAAUGCAUGAACUUUCAAUAACAUUCCUUUACUUGAACACCAUUUAA
Amaranthus tricolor (Joseph's coat) is the source of this 1617-nucleotide messenger RNA. Its product is annotated as sugar transport protein 7. Lineage: Eukaryota; Viridiplantae; Streptophyta; Magnoliopsida; Caryophyllales; Amaranthaceae. The transcript is spliced from 5 exons. Gene Ontology annotation, biological process: monosaccharide transmembrane transport. The coding region runs from base 1 to 1617 and encodes 538 amino acids. Gene Ontology annotation, cellular component: membrane. The record is from RefSeq and is a predicted model, not a curated record. Gene Ontology annotation, molecular function: monosaccharide transmembrane transporter activity.